Molecule: messenger RNA, 5393 nt
Organism: Strongylocentrotus purpuratus (purple sea urchin)
Lineage: Eukaryota; Metazoa; Echinodermata; Echinoidea; Camarodonta; Strongylocentrotidae
Product: cyclin-T1
Exons: 10
Coding region: 45-3182 (1045 amino acids)
Biological process (GO): positive regulation of DNA-templated transcription, elongation; regulation of transcription by RNA polymerase II
Cellular component (GO): nucleus; cyclin/CDK positive transcription elongation factor complex
Molecular function (GO): cyclin-dependent protein serine/threonine kinase activator activity
Source: RefSeq, a predicted model, not a curated record
AUGCGCAUGCGCUGUCUCUUGGAUAAUUCGCCGGUACGGGACUAAUGGCGACAAAACCCGACCGUUGGUAUUUUUCUACAGAACAACUGAGAAACAGUCCUUCCGCAAAAUGUGGAACAGAGCCAGAGAAAGAGCUGUCUUACAGGCAGCAGGCUGCCAAUCUAAUUCAGGAUAUGGGGCAACGCCUACAAGUAUUUCAAUUGUGUAUCAACACAGCCAUUGUAUACAUGCACAGAUUUUACAUGUUCCACUCGUUCACAAAGUUUCCACGCAAUAGCAUAUCUGCGGCAUGUCUUUUUCUUGCUGCCAAAGUUGAGGAGCAGCCCCAUAAGCUUGAACAUGUCAUUCGAGUGGCCCAUGCAUGCUUGCACAGAGGAGAACCACCCCUGGACCCAAGGAGUAAUGCAUACGCUCAGCAAGCUCAGGAGCUGGUAAUCAAUGAAAGCAUCAUACUCCAAAGUCUUGGUUUUGAAGUAGGUGUUGUACAUCCACACACACAUGUUGUCAAGUGCACUCAGAUGAUAAGAGCCAGCAAGGACCUGUCGCAGAGCUCCUAUUUCUUAGCGACCAACAGCCUUCACCUGACCACAUUCUGCCUCAAGUACAAGCCUACAGUAGUAGCUUGUGUUUGCAUUCACCUAGCCUGUAAAUGGACUCAGUGGACGAUUCCUAAGUCCAACGAUGGCAAAGGAUGGUGGGAGUACGUUGAUCCAUCUGUUACAGAGGACCAUCUCGAUGAAUUGACAAGAGAGUUUUUAUACAUCAUCGACCGGUGUCCUGCUCGCCUAAAGAAGAGGAUUAUGGGAUACAACAAGACUGCGAACUCUGCCAAAGAUGCUAAGCGACCGAGAUCAGAAGGCCAGUCUAGUACUGACAGUUCACAGCAAGCAGGAACUUCCACUCAGGUUGACAACAAGGCAUCCUCUAGCACAUCGGUGUACGAUUUCUCGUUUGAUUCAAAGCCAGCAAGUGGGUUUGACCAGUAUUCAGACAGCGAGGAUUCAAAAUCUGAGGAACCUGCCACCCAAAAGAGUGACAAAACAGUCCUAAAACCAGAGAAAGUCAGGGUAACCAUGGAAGAGUACAAGCGAAAAGAUAGAGAACGUAAAGAAAAGGAUACACUUGCAAAGCAACAGCAACUUUCUUCUGCUGGGGAUAAGUCUGAGACGGGUGGAUUAGGAGGUAGCAGAACAUUACCUAAAGAUUUAGUUAAACCCGGGCCAAAGCUUUUACCUGGUAAUAUUGAAAACAUCAUUAGUUCAAAAGAAAGAGUACCUCAUGGGCUAGAGAAGCUAUCCUCUGGACAAGAGCAUGUUAACCCGUCUCGUGAAAGAUCUCAUACAGGUCAUGACAGAAUACCCCACAAUCGUGAAAAACGGCCUCCUUCCCAGGAUAAACAUCUGUCAGGGUCCAAGAGAUCUGUACCGCCCCAUGAUAAGAUGCAUUCAGGGCAUACAAGAGGACCAUCUGGGCCUGAAAGGUUAUCCACUGAAAGAAGUUCUGGACUGGAGAAGCCUUUUUCAAGUCAUGGGAGAGAUCCUGUCGGACCACUUAUUCAAGACCAGACUUCUUCAAGCUUUGGGGUCACACCACAGGAUAAGGUUGCUGCUUCAGCUCUUGGUUUGACUAAACAGUCCGGAAGUGUGAAACAGAAGGAGCAAAGGAGACCAGAACUUCAUGUGCAUGCAUCUGUAGGAAGUAGUAAAGAAUCAUUCAAUUUGCCAACUGAAAAGACGUUAUCAGGUAGUUCAAGUGAUGUCUUGAGAAAAGAGCAUGGGCAAAGAAGUUAUGCUCAGGCAGUUAAAACAGAGAAGGUUGAAAAGGAACACGGCAAGCACAGAUCUGAACAACCUCUCACCCUGCAUUCAGACAAAGCUGUCAAACACAGAAAAUCUGAACCUCCAAAGGAAUCCCUUUGCAAAGUGAAAGAAAAAUCAGAACCAGAACAAGCCACUCAGGAAACUCUAGAUCUCUUAAAUCAAAUAAGUGCAGAAAUCAUGAAAGACAUUCAAAAUGAAACCACAAAUCGCCCUGAUCCUCUUACCGCUAAUCCUGUGCCUGUACUACAAAUUCCCAAGAAGGAACAAAGAAUAGCGGAAGAUUUGAUGUUAAAAGACAGAUUGCAAGUACCACCUUCUCUACCAACUUCCAUUAAACCGACUGAAAUGGAGCGCAGGAAGUUUGAGAGUGAUGAGAUCAUUGCUGAUGCGGUUUCUCCCUUCGAUGCCAUUCUUGAAGAAAGGAAAGAUCGUCAUGAAAGCAAAAAGGAAAGGAGAGAAGAUAGAGAAAGAAGGAGAGAAGGUCAUAGGUCAAAGAAAGAUGACAAAAGGCAUAAGUCCCACAAGCACCGUCAUCGUUCACCUGGUGCCUCUCACAAACAUGGUCUUCAAAAUGAUAUUGGGGAAGGCAGUGGUGACAUGGCCCCACCCAAGAAGCAAAGGCUAGAACAAGCAGGUUCUCCACACACCGUCCUGACUACAUCCCAAGGUAUUAAACUGAAGAUUAAAUGUUUAGGCAACUCUUUCAAUAAUGGUAGUGAACAUGGAAGAGAGGCUGAGAAGGUAGCAAAUACAAUCUGUGAUUCUCCAGGCAGUGUUUCACUGAAACUGAAUUUGAGCAAAUUAAGUACCUCUCCUCAAGAACCAGGAAAGGAGAGGGACAGCAAUCAUCACCACCAUCAUCAUCACAGAUCGCACCAUAAACACAAAUCCCGGCAUCACCGGAGCAAAGAUGGCCAUCGCAAGCUCUCCCACAGCCCUGGACCAUCUAGUGCUUCGGAUGCUUCACCUGCCAUUUCCCCAUCCAAGAGGAAAUCUGUAGAGAUGUACGAGACUGCAGCAACCCUCAACAGUCAAUCUUUACUUGACCUGCCUAUGCCACCAAGCAUUUCUAAAACUUUGUCUCGUCAUGCCUCUCCAAUAACCAAGCAUGGCAAGCGGAAACGAGAAUCCAAUCCUCCCCUGCCUGAUGAAGACGUCCCUCCACCACCACCACCACCACCCCAAUCCGAUUACAUGUUGUCAACAGGUUCUAGCCUUCUACCUAUGCAGUUUUCCACCAUUGAUGCUUCUGCAUUGUAUGAAAACUUCCAACCCCCUUUACCAAGUGGCAGACCAAGAGAUAAAAGACCUCCGCCUCCUCCUAUUCCACCACCCCAAAGAAGACCUCCUCUUCCACCCUGACCAGGAUCUGGCCAUAUUACUGCUAAAUUUGCUUAGAUGUUUAUUUUUUUUAUUUUUUUAUAUAGCUUGAAGACAAAAGGUGCUGUGAUGUCAAACCAGGUCUUCUCUUGCAAAUUUUUUACAAGAAUCACCAGUAGGAUUGUACACUCGCCUGCAUAUGAGGUUGCACUGCCAACCUGGUGAAAAUGUUUGAGCCAUUGCUCUAUGUACAAGUGGGAAUUAUAUGUUGCAAUGCUUGAGACAAGUUCAAUGAUGCCCAAUGCAGAACGAGUUGUCGGUAUUCAAUCAGACUUUGUUUUUGUGAAGUUUUCCUUUUGAAGCUAUGUGCUGCUUAUUGCAUUUGGAGAGUUUGUUGUUUGUUUCCUCCCCUCACAAGAAAAUUCCUCAAGAGGAUCUAGCAAAAGUCUAUUCUAUGUGAUGAUAUUUAUUGGAAUACAGUACUCUUUAGAAAUACAAUUUGUGACCAUUUGUGAUUCCCACCAGCUCGUGGUUCAGCAUCUUGUUCGCAUUGAUGCAUUACUUACAUUAUUCAGGCAUCUUCAAAGAGACCUCCCAAAAAGAGAAAUAUAGUAAAGUCUAAAAAGUAGAAGAAUCAUAAAAGUAUAAAAACGAAUGUACAUAUCUUGUAUUGUGCAUUGUAAAAUUAUGAAUUAGUUCAGUUGUGUAUGAAAAAGGUUAUGUUCAAGCUUUCAUCAGACUGUUAUAUAAACAAUGCUUCUCUUUUUGUACUAAAAGGAAAAAAAGAUAUGAGGGGAAAAAAUAAAGAAAAGUGAGGUAUCUAAAGAAAAAAUAGAGAAAUAAAUAAGAUAUGAUUGCGGAGAUAUUGUAUAGACAGAUUAAAUGGUAUAUGAGGCUAUGUUUCUGUAUAAUAUGUAAAGCUGCGCAUGGAGAAGAAUAACAAACAUAUUCUCAGGAAAAAAAGUAAGUCUAACUCUACAUGUACAGAUAAGGAAGGAAUAACUUUGAAACAUUGGGUAUUGGAACAUUUCUAUAACGUUUAAGAUUUUGUUUAGUAUAUAAAUGCAUUUAUAUUCAAACAAGAGAAAAGUCAUCUACAACGAUAUAGUAGCCUUCUACUUUUUCAGAAACUCCAUGGAAGUGAUACUAGGCAAAGUACAUUUAUGCUUUAUCUACUUACCUUCCUUCAGUUAAUUAAGUGUGUAAUACUGCUUAUGCUGAGGCACGUCAUUAAUAAAAAUCAAGUUUGGACAAACUUUUCAAAUUCAAAGAGGCAAAAUUAAGAGAGUGAUUAUUCUCUAGGUUUAUGCUCUGUUUCCUGGCUGGUAUGUUUUCCUUUGCGAAGAGCCAGUUUAAACAUGUAUAUUUCUUAAUGUCCAAUUUAUUUUAAGCUUCAUUAAUAAAUGUUUUUAUAUCUGUCUUGUAGAAGAAUCAUAUUCUACAGUCAUUUAAGUAAUUUAUGUUACAUGUCCUCCUUAUGCACAAGUUGAGGGUAUGUAUUGUACUUGUAAACAAAAUUGUCACAAAUCUUUAUGGUGAACAAAACUUUCACCAAAUUUGAAUGAUAUGAGUAUAUGGAAUGGAAGUUUCCUUUUAAUUUUGCCUUCAAGUCAGUAGGAAAAAAUGGGUGAUGGAUUUAUAGAGAUGAUAUUGAAAUUGUUACACAACAUGGAUAUCAAAAAUAUGCUUUAGAAAAGAUAACAAUUUAUUUCAUGGUUCAUAUUUCAUGCACAAUUGCCAGUGCUUAUUCAUUUAUAUGUCAUGUGAAAUUACACAAUUCGAAUUAUCUUGAAAAUUGAGUGGUAAUUUAUUCAUCUUUUUUAAGUGCAUGUGCUUUAUAUGUACAUGUAUUUUGGUGAACUUUCAUAUGCAUUUACAUUUGCUGUUGGAUUAAUUCAUGCCACUCUAGAUUUUUUCCAAAUACAUGUAGAGAGAAAGAAGAGAAAUGUUAGUUUAUACCCUACAUUUGUUGGGCCUUCUUGUUUAAGUUUGAUUGCAAGCAUUGAUAUGACUUGGGCCAAGAUAAUUUUCCUCCAGAUCUGUGUGUGACAUUUACUUAAGGGACAUUUGAAUGGAAGCUAGUAUACAUGUAUUGCUCCGCUGAUUUUGGAUUUUUCAUAUUUUCCUUUCAUUCUGUUUCUAUUGUCAUUUAAUUUCUUGGUAAUUCGUAGUUACUCUUUAUGUUCAUUGACAAAAUAAUUUGAAUAUGAAGAGAAAUAAAACAUUUUCAAAGGAAAUGGGACAAAAUUGAAA